Messenger RNA from Phragmites australis (common reed), 807 nucleotides. RefSeq lists its product as uncharacterized. The record is from RefSeq and is a predicted model, not a curated record. The transcript has a single exon. Lineage: Eukaryota; Viridiplantae; Streptophyta; Magnoliopsida; Poales; Poaceae. The coding region runs from base 165 to 566 and encodes 133 amino acids.
GCAUGUAAGUAUGGGUGCCACAUUACUCGGUAGCCCAGACAUUCACUUUGCCUUCGCUUUAGCCUCUGUGCUGGAACUUGCAAGGGACGUCGAGGAGGGUGCACGGUGUACUUAGCUCGCCGCCCGGAGACCACCGGCGUUCGCGCGCGACAGUGGGCACGGAGAUGGCGUCCAGGUGCUUCUUCCCCAGGGAGGCCGCCGCGGGAGGCCACCGGAGCUCCAAGGCGGCGGCGGAGGCGCUCGAGCAGCUCCACCACGGCGGCCGCGUCCUGUCCCGGGAGGACGUCGGCGGCGCGGUGCGCGUCAAGAUCGUCGUCAGCAAGCGCGAGCUGAAGCAGAUGGUAGCGGCGCUCGGCGACGGCGCCGCGGGCCCCGCGGCGGCCGCCGGCGAGCGGCACCGGCAGCGCGCGGCGGGGGGCGCAGGCGCGGGGGGGCCGGGAGCCGAGCAGAGGCUGCAGUCGCUGCGGCGGCGCAGCAUGCGGAGGGCCGCCGAGGCAGCGCGGCGGAUGCAGGGGGACGGGGAGUGGGAGCCCGGCCUGCAGAGCAUCCCCGAGGAGGUUUACUAAUGACCGACCAUUAACCAGUAGAUGGCGUCGUUAAUGGUCGGUUAAUAGCAAGACUAAUUAAGGUUGGGUUUUGAUCACUGCCUUGCUAAGUGCUAGAUGUAUGUGUACAGCGCUCUUUUGUUCCGGACCCUGGUGAUCGAGGGUUCAAUGGCCGGUUAAUCCUCCAUGAGUUUGUGCAUUUUGCCCUCUAUUUUUUUUUGAGAUGAAGAAAAAUGGAGGAAAAAGACGUGUUUGGAUUACA